AUGCUGGAGUUUGGGGAGAAGAACCACGAGGUGUCCAUGACAGCACUGAGACUGCUGCAGAGGAUGAAAAGAGACUGGAUGCACACAGGACGGAGACCCUCAGGACUGUGUGGUGCAGGUAACAAUGAGCUCAGGUAAACCACACCACAGGUUACCACCACAAUCACAGGUAGGCUAAUCCUUAUCAUAAAUAACAGAAACUGCAGGGGAACCAUGUCCACUGGUAUCGCUCACCACAGGGAGCUGUAAUCAUAGGUCAGAUCAGGUGACCUUCGAUCAUAGGUGACCCCUAAUCACAGGUAACACUCAUAAGUAACCACAUAGGCUCCAAUCAGUGAUAUUGUACUGCAGUCUGUUCCCUACUUACUGGACUUGGAACAGAACACUCCCUGCUUAGAUGUAUUACUGGCAAGACAUCCUGAAACUGAAGAACCAACUUCCCCAGGCAUGUGGACAUUUAUGAUCCUGGUUUCACUAUUCUGCCUUUCUUGCUCUUCCUCAGCUGCAAUAUCAGAAUAAUUAAUUGCUUAUCAUUAAUCAUUGAGAGGAUUCACUUACAUAGAGGAAAGAAAAGUUUAGAUGAGCUUGUUACCCAAUAUGAAGUGAAUGUGUGAGAUCGACCAUGGGAUUUCUAAAAGUAGGCUACUAGAACAACGAAGGCGAUUCAAACUAUUUGUGUAAGAACUGAACCUUACAUCCAUCUUUAAACAGACCUUGUGUUAUGUAACUGACUGCAUGCACAGUAGCAUGGGUUACUAUACUACUGAAUUGAUAAUUUAUCUAGUGACUUAGAAUAUUUACAUUUUAGUCAUUUAGAAGACGCUCAUCCAGAGCAACUUACAUUUUCGCACUGUUCCCCCGAUGGGAAUUGAAACGACAAACCUGGCAAUGCAAGCGCUACAUGCUCUACUAACAUUAACAGAUUAUUAUAACUUGAAUAUUACAACAUUUGGUGGGUAAAUUGGAAAAUAUAAGUGGAUAUUAAACUUGUCGGCAAGGUGUGUGUGAUGGCGUGUGUUUCACCUGUGCGUUUGUUUGUGUUCUCAGCCCUGUUGGUCGCUGCGCGCAUGCACGAGUUCCGCCGGACCAUCAAAGAAAUCAUUAGUGUAGUGAAGGUGUGCGAGGCCACACUAAGAAAGAGGUGAGCGCUGCUUGAAAAGCACAUUACAGCAUCCUCCAAAUGAAAUAUAAUUAGCCUUGCAUGUUCUCAGUAAUCUCUAUGAGGAGUAUGCUGACGCUUUUCUUUCUCAUGGUUCAGGUUGAAUGAGUUUGAGGACACGCCCACCAGCCAGCUGACCAUUGAGGAAUUCAUGAAAGUGGAUCUCGACCAGGAGUGUGACCCGCCCUCUUUCAUUGCUGGCCAGAGGAAGAAAAGAAUGAAGCUGGUGAGGAGGAACUGAAGAAAGGAUACAACCGUACCAACCUUAUUUAUUUAUCUUGUCCUAUGUUUUAGCCAGUGUUUUGUCUCAAUAUGGUACUGCUGUUUUUUUCAUUCACACCCUGGUCUUUUGUGUUUUUUCCUUCUAGCUUGAGGAAGAGUUGGAGAAGAAGAUUGGCGAUGUUCAAGGUACGGUUAUGAAAAAUGUCUAGUCAAGUGCUAACCAAAAAACUCUUCAAAAAUAUACAAAGAUUGUAAAGUCAGUCGUCAGAGUUGUCUGGGUUUUAUCUCAACAGGUGAAAUCCAUGAGUACCAAGAUGAGAUUGAGAUGGAGCUGGAGCAGAGCCGGCCCAAGUUGAGAGGGAUGUACGCCUCCUGUGCAAAAGCCGGUACGACACAGAGGGGUCCUGCUGCGCUCAGCAGCCAUGCAAGUUCUCUAGUUAGGACCCUCUGGGGAGGGGGAAUUUCUCACUAUGCUGCCAGUCUACUGUCGCUAGAGCCUGAAACUCCUGUGGUUUGUCUAAAUAUACAGGGGGGGGGGGGGGGAAUGUGUUCACUCAGUGCAAAUGAGAAUGUGAUGAUGACGCACAUUUGCAGUCCAACUGUGAUGAGCUAAACCCCCUCCAACCAUAUGUGCCCCCCUAGCUGGUUGUGUUGCGUUUCAUUCUUCAUCUCUGCACGGCCUCAGUAGAGGGGCCGCUGGCAGGCUGUCAGCGUCAUGUAGGCCUGUUGCUCCUCUGCCUGGGCUGGGAAGCACAAUUAUAACACACACACUGGGCUUUUAUCAACACUAAGAGGGCUGUCAUCAUGACGAUACUUUGACAGCUUGAUGGUACCGUAUAAUUAAACCAAGUGCUCCUUUUAUAAGGUAUGUUGUCUCAAUAGCCAGGUUGAUAGAUUCACCCAUAACUACAUGAAGGACUCGAUUGUAAACCCAGAUGUCAUAGAGUUUUAAUUAGUUUCAUAAUGACCCACAACAACGACCUAAAUGAAUCUGCCUUGAAAUGUAAUGUUAGUCUCUUUACUUAUUAUCUGCAUCAUUUACUUUUUAUCAGUUUCAUGAAGAAAUGUAAUUGCAUGUAGGAUUUAUAGGAUUUUAUUGGAUCCCAGGGGUCCACAUGUCUUGCUCUUUCUCUCCACCUCUCCUAGGCCCCCAGGAGGAAGAGGAUGAUGAAAUAUCUCUUCCUGAUGGGGAGGAGAGGGAGGACGAAGAGCUGAAGGCUGUGGCCCAGCACCUCAAUAAGGACCUGUGUGACCAGGUGAUCUCUGGAGAGGAGGAGGAGGAGGAUGGAGAGGGGCAGGAGGAGAGACCUCCACGCAGAGGCCCAUCGCUGGCCUCCCUCCUGGGGCCCAUGCCCACCGCAGCCAGCCUGGGCCUCCCAGAGUCUAUCAGCAAGUGCAUCGGAGAGGAGAAGGAGAACGGUUAG
Molecule: messenger RNA, 2805 nt
Organism: Coregonus sp. 'balchen'
Lineage: Eukaryota; Metazoa; Chordata; Actinopteri; Salmoniformes; Salmonidae
Source: the annotation of a GenBank genome assembly